UUCCGAUAGGGGUUUUCCCACUGUUGGCACGCAAGUUAUUUUCAGGCCAGAAAAUGCAUCGCUUUGAUUGACAGGUCAAGAGAUGAGUUGAGCAGGAACGUAACUGAAAAGCCCACCAUCUUCACCUGACACUAUGGAAUAUCAGCAUUUGAACCACUUGUCUCUGAGUGAACGCCUCUACCACAGAAUCAAGGCUCGGUUUGCGGAACUUGUUGAUCCAAGACAUUUACUGUUGCAUCUCACUCUGUCUAUAGCCGAUGAGGAAGAAGUGUUGGCACAUCAGAAGACUGACGGCCAACAGAAUGCUGCAGCAUUUCUCCUGACAAAGAUCUAUCGCUACUGUGACUGGUUUGACUGUCUACUAAAGGCGCUGAGACACCCCGAGGUCGGGCUCGGGUAUCUAGCAGACGAGUUUGAGCAAUUAAGAGCGGAAGUUUUAGUUUUGGUUGACAUAAACCAAGUAACCUUUGCUAAUCCUGAUCGUACGGACACAACCCUGUCAUGCGAGGAACCGAUGGAAGUGGAUUCUGACUGCCCACCAUCACAGCAAGAAAUGUCCCCUCCAACUCCUGAUAAAAUGCGUUCUUAUCACCAACUCUACAACAGCCAGCAGAUGGACAUUAACACAUAUAACGGUCAUAAACUGGCUGCAUUUAAAAAUGUGGUAAAGAUAUUAUUCACUGAUUUGGUGCAACAUCCUGGCCAGAUCCCUGAAAUGCUGGAUCACCUGAAGCAGAUAUCCCAAGUUACUUUUGCUGGAGCGCAGUAUGGAUGCCUGGAACUUCUGCUGAGAUUUGACAGUCUCAGCACUCUGCAGGUCUUUGAAGAAUACUACAAAGGGGGAGCACUCCAAGAUGCUUUAGAAAAAGACAUCUUGUCAGCAGACCAGACAACAAAGUUAGUGAUGUCUGCCAAGGAGUAUGGGUUGACAAUCAAGUCGAUGCAUAUUCACGUCUCCAUAAGAGAAGAGGAGUUCACAGAGUGCGCCAGAUAUCUCAGAUCUGUGCAAGAUUCCACUCCAAGAAGACAUUUUGUAGAAGCCAUUGCCUACCCGCUGUCCUGUGAUGGUAGUAUGCACUGUGACCCAUUGGAAAGUCAACACAGUUGGCCACCGGUCUAUCAGAAUCUGCUCCACGAUGCCUUGGCUCUGACUCCCUAUCCUCUUGGCAACAUGCCAGAAAUUGUGAAGUGCUUGGAAGUAGCUGACCUUGUCAAACAUGUACUUUGGUUUAUUCAAAGACAUUUUAAGCUAGAAGGUGCACUGUUGACUGAUGUGCAAAAUAUUUUGUUUGUCAUGUUAAGCCAUGGUGGAGAUAUUGUAUCCAUGUAUUCUGAAGCUGAUGUCACAAGAAUAGGGGGAAGUGUACCCAUAGAAUUACCAGAGUCCAGAUACCAGGUUACUACUGAUUUACAGAAGUUGCUUCAUACAGGAAUUCUGAAACCUGUAGCAGAUAUGGAGAAUGCUUACACAUUUUCUAGCACACUUCUCAUGGACUAUAUCGCACACACGGACUUCAAUUCAUUUCAGAAACUGCCUAUCACUUCUGGUGGCUACCAUCAUAUAUUUCAUGCUCACAGUCUUCUUAAUGAAGAAAACCUGCACUCUGAUAUCUGGAUGUUGUCACUAGCAGAGUCCAAGCCCUUACAACAGCUGGACUUGGUCACACUGGCUGUGUCAUGGGGCAGACAGCACUCGAGUUCUCAAGCAGUGAACUUUGUGCAAGAUGUACUGAAGUUUAAUGUACUAGAUUUGCGUGAUGAACAUGUGGUAAGAGCCAUGAGACAUUUGAGGAAAGAUCUGAAAAUGCUGCAGUCACUUCAGGUUAAAAUCUGUUCUGCAGACACUGCCGACACUGUCAGCAAUAUUGUCAAUGAACUGGUACAGGUAUCACCAAAGCAGGUUGUCAGUUUAGCAGUAAAAGUUUCUGACCUCUCUGUGAUCGAAUUUGAUGCCAUUUUGAGGGUCCUUUAUGUGUUUGAUCUUGGACCAAGCACACGAAUGGACAAAGAGAAGGAAAAUAAUUUUCGGUCAAAUCAGAGUCUGUUUCUUAAGAAGACUGGAGAUCGGGCAGAUGCAAGUCCAUCAUUUCAUUUUGACUUUUCUCACAUGUCACUGGGAACAGAGAAAGUUAACAAACUUUGCCUUUAUUUGCCAGGUAUGCAGCACAUAAGUAAAUACAUCUUCAAUCAUGCAAAGCUCAACAGAAAAAGUACCAUACAUUUGUUGUCAGUUAUGGACCCUGCUGUUGUGAAAGGCCUCUCUUUGACCCACUGCCCACUGGACAUGCUAUCUGGACCACUUGGUCUAUCGAAACUGGCAAAGUUGGAAUAUCUAGACCUCGAAAAUACAAGCAUGGAAGAUGGUGGCGUGCAUGCUUUGGAACAAGACCUAAAAGGUCUACAUAACCUGAAAGAGCUCAAUGUUGGAUGCAACAACAUCAGCCUUGUGGGGUUGCUUCAGCUGUCCUCAAUGCUCCUAGAAAAGAAGAAUCUGUUUGCUCUUCGAGUCCAUGGCAAUCAAUUUGGAGUGGCUGCAGGCCCCAUCCUUGGAGUCCUUCUCUCCAAGAUACCAACAUUGGAGGUCCUCAGUGUGUGGGGCUGUGACCUCCAGGAUGAUGGUAUGGCCCAGUUGGCCACAUUCUUUCCUCUGCAGACUGGGCUGAAACGACUUUCACUUCGAGAUAACAACAUCCAGGGAAGCACUUCCAUCCAGGUAUUUGAGAGUCUGGCAAAAUGUCACUCCCUUCACUUUCUUGAUUACAAUAACAACACACUCAUUCCACAGGAUGAAGAAGCUGAACCAGAAGCUAUUUCUAAGGCUGUUCUCAAAACUCUCACAGGGUCAGAAUUUUGGGACUAUCUCAGCUUCUGGAACUGCAAUCUUAGCCAGUCGACCAUCUUUGAUGACUCCACCCAGCUGAAGAGUCUUCACACAGUUACCCAUUUAUGCCUGCAGACAAACCAGAUUGAUGAUAUUAUGGCCAAGAAGCUGAGUGCAUACUUUCAGGACUCAAAGUACUUGCAGCAUGUGAAUUUGCGAGAGAAUCAGAUUGGGGAUUCAGGUGCUGUUCUCUUGGCGUCUGCUUUGGCUGGCCACAAACAUCUGAGGGAGCUGUGGAUGGACUGGAAUAUGUUUGGGUACACCGGCGCAGACAGGCUAAUAGAGCUUGCUUUAAGCCUUCCCAGCCUGGAGGACUGCAAUCUGUCUUCAAGUUAUCAACUGGCUCCACCAGAGAAACAUCACCUGCUCAGGAAGGUGGGAGUGGUGGUCAUCUUCGAUGAGGUGUUUGAAGCACGACGAGACAAGCUGAUAGUUCUCUUGUAAUAAAGACAGGCUGAUCGUUCUUUUGUAAAGACAGGCUGAUAGUUCUUUUGUAAAGACAGGCUGAUAGUUCUUUUGUAAAGACAGGCUGAUAGUUCUUUUGUAAAGACAGGCUGAUAGUUCUCUUGUAAUAAAGACAAGCUGACUCUGGCGGCAAUUGCAGUAGUGUGAUGUGAAUUGGCAAGGUUUUGUUGCUGCUGGAUAAACAUUGUUGCUGUCUGUUGAGUUUGGUUGGUUUUUAAUAUGCUGGGCCAUGGACUAAUAAGGCUCAAAACUUCCAUUUUGCCUUUGGCAAAAACCUUUCAGAAUUGCUGAAGAUAACAAAUUCUUAAAUUGGAGCCCUGAGAAUGAAAGCACAGCCUGUGUAUUGAUCUGAAUUAAAACCUGUUAGUACU
This is a messenger RNA of Gigantopelta aegis, 3717 nucleotides long. RefSeq lists its product as uncharacterized. The coding region runs from base 134 to 3325 and encodes 1063 amino acids. The record is from RefSeq and is a predicted model, not a curated record. The transcript is spliced from 6 exons. NCBI's taxonomy places the organism in Eukaryota, Metazoa, Mollusca, Gastropoda, Neomphalida, Peltospiridae. Gene Ontology annotation, molecular function: protein binding.